Messenger RNA from Pygocentrus nattereri (red-bellied piranha), 8031 nucleotides. RefSeq lists its product as uncharacterized. The record is from RefSeq and is a predicted model, not a curated record. Gene Ontology annotation, cellular component: cytoplasm; cytosol. Gene Ontology annotation, molecular function: protein tyrosine/threonine phosphatase activity; MAP kinase tyrosine/serine/threonine phosphatase activity. NCBI's taxonomy places the organism in Eukaryota, Metazoa, Chordata, Actinopteri, Characiformes, Serrasalmidae. The transcript has 5 exons. Gene Ontology annotation, biological process: negative regulation of JUN kinase activity; protein dephosphorylation. The coding region runs from base 456 to 3152 and encodes 898 amino acids.
CAGCAUCCUCGGUCUCCUCUUCCUCCUCCUCCUCUUGUCCGCCCGCGCGCACGCGCUUCACAACACAGCGCACGUCCACGCGCGUCUACGGUCACACUGUGGGGUUCGCGAGCGCAUACACGCAGGCAUGCAUGCACACAUGCAUACAGUCGGUCGGUGACGGAGUGGUCCAGCGCAUCCCGCACGCGCGCUGUGAACGUCCAUGAGGAAACGGUUUAGUGAGGAUCUUCAGUAAGACCGCAAUGUCCGCUCUGUCCAUGCAGGACGUAAGAAACCGCAGCUAGCCAUGUAACCAUGCAGCGGAGCGGAGCAGGCGCUGGAGAAGCACUCGGGUAACAGCGGGCAGAAAUAAUGACGAUACAGAGGACCUACCGAGUAUAACGCUACAAAAGGCAAGGCUGAAAAAAGAAAGAGGAUGAGGAGACCGUCACCAGGCUCUCUCUGCUUAGCCCCAGAUGCCUCCUCUCCCUCUUGACGAGCGCAUAGUGGUUAUUCAGCGGCCUAAAAGCUUGGCCUUGCGUGUGGCCUCCCCACCGUUAACCUCCCAGUCUUCCUCACAACGUCUUACCACCCACAACGAGCCCCCACCCCGCUCACCACAGCCCCAACCUCCUCCACCCCGUCCCUAUCCACCCUCCAACUCUCUGUCCCUGGAAUGCAGGCACAGGCACUUAUCCCGCUCUCAGAGAGCCAAGGGCGAAAGAGGUGCCACCACAGAGGACAGCACCAGGGUCCCUAGUCACUGUCACAGCAAUGGGACUGUGACUCUGGGUCCCAGACCUCACAAGCACACACAUACCAUUGAUAUUAAAGUCUCUGUGGACAAAGGAGGUACGCACUUAGACAAAGGGCACAGUAGCAGCUUGACUCGAGGUGGGAGUGUCAGAGAAGGCAGAAGCAAGAGGGUGUCUCUGCAUGUGGAUCCGGGGCAAGGUGACAGGAAACCAAGAGGAAAGUCUUCAGAGCCAGCUGAGAGGCACCUGAUUCAGACCAAGACCCAGCACGGUAGCCACCAUCAGAAUCACCUAGCAGUGUCACCUGGUGGGGUCCUGGAAUUUAUUCCAGCUCAAAGACAGCAAUCAAAACCUAGGCGGGCAAGAGAAGAAGACUUGUCACUGAAGUCUCAUUCUGCAACUGCCAACUAUAGGGACGUGCCUUCUUUGGGUAACAAAGAGAAUUCCAAACUGGGACCUGUCCAACAGCCUCCCAACCCCCACAGUCUACCCCGCCACCAUAGCUCUGCCCCAUCACCCCAUGCCUCCAUCCUAAACACCCACUACCCAGCUGCCCCACCCUCCGUCCCAUUCCACGCCCCCUCCUCCUUCCAGCACAUCAGUCAAACCCGUCCUUCCCGUACCAGAGAGCAACGCCCCCAGAUUCUUCACGGCUUGCCUCUCUCUCCCACCUCCUCUCGUGGAGGCUUUCCUAGCCCAGACCACACCUGCACAAUUGACUUUUCUCGACCAUUCAACUGUGGCUGUUGGAAGCUGGUGCGCUGUAGAGGAGGGAGAGGUCACUCUGCUGGCUGUCAAGGUGGUACUGGAAGCCCAUCCUCAUUUUCCCAAGCCCAAGGAGCUACUUCAAAUAAGAGAGGUGACGCCACCAUGGGACUGAAGACGUUAGGUGGAUGUCUAUCCACAGCCUCCACCACCAACACCUCCUCAUCCAACAGCACUGUCUCAGACUGCCGCACAGGGCUUCUAAAGCCCUUAAGAUGUGCAUCCUGUUCUGGGGAAGGCAGAGGUUUUGAGAGUCCUGCCGCGUUUCGUAAGAAACUGGUUGGUGGUUGCCUGCCCUGUGCCCCACUGUCCUCAUCUGCCCCCUUGCGUGCCCUGCAGAGUUGUGUCAGUGGAUGCAAUCCCAAGGCAAGUCAGACUGGUAGCUCCACCUGCAGCUACUGCAGCAGUGACCCAAUAGUCGUGACUUUUAACCCUCACAGAGCGAAGCCUCCCAACAUGGGCCACAGUAUUGGGGCACAUACCAUGGGAGGGUACCAACCUGAUGAUGAUGAUUACAGCGUGCGCACAAUUUGGCCUGAAGAACUUGCAAAGAAGAUGACUCGCUCUAAAACCCAACCAAAUCAUCAUAAUGCUGCAAUGGGGGUGGGAACAGCACGGUCUUGCAUAGGUCAUGACCAGAGUGGCAGCAACGGAACUAGUCCUGUUAUUCUAGACUGUCGGAAUCUUCUAGAGUUCACUCGCUCCCAACUGACCGACCACGCAGGACGACGAAGGCUCCAGCAAGGCAAGAUGGCAGUUUUGGACUUUAUGGGCUCAGGAAGCAGCAGAGACCAAGGCCGAGACUCUCUCAAGAGGCUCUGGAACAAGGGAGGAGAUGCAAGAAUGGGGGAUGAUGAUGGGUUAGAUGAUGAUAUGCUUCCACGUUCCCCCUCCCCUCGCUCUCCCCCUUCUGAGUCUCCACCCUCUUUCUCUCCUCCACCUUCUGCCCCUGGUACUCUCAUCAAACCCAAACCCAGAGGGAGAGAACGGGAAGGUGGACACUCCUUACCUUCUGCCCAGUCACUUCACUUGGUCCUCAACUCACUCAACAGAGAGCAAGAAGAUGAGGAGAAUGGAAGAGUGCACCUCUCCCUUCCGCUCUCCUCCUCCCUCCCCGCGUCUCUGUCGGAUGAGAGUGUGAUGACCCCAGAUGUGGAGAACGCUGUGGUCAGCCCCAUCCUACCGUUCCUUUUCCUGGGAAAUGAGAGGGAUGCGCAGGACCUGGACCUGCUGCUGCGACUGAACAUUGGCUACGUGGUAAACGUCACCACCCACCUGCCCCUGUACCAUGUGGACACGGGUCUGGUGCGCUACAAGAGGAUCCCUGCCACUGAUAACAGCAAGCAGAACCUCCGCCAGUACUUUGAGGAAGUCUUCGAGUUCAUAGAGGAGGCUCAUCAGAGUGGGCGAGGCGUGCUGGUGCACUGCCAAGCAGGUGUGUCCCGCUCAGCGACCAUCAUCAUCGCUUACUUGAUGAAGCACACCCUUAUGACCAUGACCGAUGCCUACAAGUAUGUGCGGGGUCGAAGGCCUGUAGUGUCUCCAAACCUCAACUUCAUGGGGCAGCUGCUGGAGUUCGAGAGAGAUCUCAACUCUGGGGUUACCCCUCGAAUCCUGAUCCCCAAACUGAGCGGCCUGGAGACACAAGUCUGAAAGAGCCAGAAUAGUGGAGGGUGAAAGAGGAGAUGAGGAAGAGAAGGCAGGAAAAAAAAGGAAAACAGAGAGGGCUGCUAAGCUGACAGCAAAAAUAACCCUAGAUUUACAUAAACAUUUACAUUUACAUGUUUAUGUGGGUUGUCUUUAGGGGUGAGAUGUUUAAAAAUAGAUCAGAUAAAAAGCAAUCCAGGAAGGAGGGUGCGUUAGAGACCUGUUCAAAUGAAAAUGGAGUACCUCCACUCUUUUGAGCAUUUCUAUUACGUAUUAUAGCGCUUUAACAGAAGUAGGCAAACACGUGUUUGUAUAACCAACUUCACAGUGAUAAUCUGUUCAUAGUUAUGUGCCAAGUUUUCUAACGCUAAGAGCACUACAUACUAAUGCAUUACUACUCAAUUUAUUCCAAUUAACAAUUAUUCAUAUUACUGAUAUUUUCUAGCAGCCCUCGUAAUGGGGCUUAAAUGCAACGCAAGGGCAGAUGACCUGGCCGUCAAGCACAGAAAAAGACAUGGUCUUUCAGAACUGGAGGAUAAAAAAACAUUGUGUUGAGACCCAAAAACUGUAGCAAAUUUCUCACACCUUAUCCACUGUGCACAGAACUUUUCUAGACAAAUUUAUUCGAUAGAGAGUUCAAACACACUUUAUUUUUUUAUCCCGGUUGUCAGUUUUACAGUCCUAACACAAAAUAGUUGGCUGCUGACAAAGUUGAGAAAGUUAAACAUAGACUUGAACUUUUAUUUAGCCUUUUAUUCAUUAUUUUAUUUUACUGCAACUUCUGUUACCUGACUCUUGUUUCACAUUCUUUAUCUUGAGUCCCUGUAUGGGAGCUGUGCAAUAGAAAUGCAUGAUGAUGAGCCCAGUGGAAGAAAUAUUGAUAUAAGUGAUUCAAGUUUCAUUACUGGACAUUUUAGAUGGAACUUGAGCUUUUGUUAUCUGUGAAACCAUCUCCAAAGAUGUUCAAGUAUGAAGAGCAAAAAAAAAAAGUAUGCUAUUGCUAUUGUCACAGUAUUUGACUUGAGUUAUGUGGCAAACAGAAGAACAUUGGUGGAUUCUGUGUUUUGUUUAUUUAUUUAUUUAUUUGUUUUAUAUACUGACCCUGUGGACUAUGUGAAAGCAUUUGCAUUCUCUGCUGGCAUGACACUGCGAGUACAGAUUUUUAUUUUUUCUAAGCCUCUUUUAUGUAUUUUUUGUUAUUUAUUCAUUCAUUUUUAUUAUUUCAUUUCUAAUCAGUUGGCCUGAUGUGAACAACACAUGAGGGAAAUGAUCUCGUGAGAUCAUAAUGGGAAUGAAAGGGAAUAUAAAACUACAGUAUUCAUUUAUAAGCUUACACAUGUACUUUAGGUGCAGCAAGUCGCCAUCUUUCUUAUCACUCUUCUUUCUGCCCAUAGCCAGGCUUUAAACUGGUCUUGACAUUGAGAGUGAGAGUCUGUCUUUUAGUGGCAUUAGAAAACUUACAGUAAAAAUGAGAUAUUACAGAUCAGUGGACUAUAAGACUGGAAUUGAAAUGAUGCCAAUCUAAUGCUACGAGUCCAUUUGUUUCAGAGGCAUAGGUGAGUUUUACCAUUGAAGCAUUGAAUGCUUGUCGAGUUGAACAAGUACAUGAGUCCCCCAUUCAUCAAAUCCAAAUAAUGAUAUCAGUUUUUAUCUUAUGAGCUUAAUCCAGGCACGUAGUUACCUACCAUGUAUGCUUUUGAUGGCCGUCUUGGCUAAUUUGCUUCUGUUGCCACUCAUUUUCAUGGCGGCCUUUUGAAUAAACCAGAUGUAUUAAGCUCUCAGGACUGAAGGCAAAUCAUCUGCUUUUAACGAUCAACUGUGGAAAAUGUCCACCAUCUUAACUCUUCCUCAAUUUUCCUACCCUUUGGUCCAUUGUUUACAUUCUCUCCUCUUAGGUUCAUAGAUUCUGAAGACUGCUCUCUCCUUUUAUGAUACUAUGCACCAUUAUAGCGUCUCCUUUCUUUAAUAUGGAAGUGUAAUCUGUGAAAAAGACCAGGCUUUGUUCGGUUCACUGUGAUAAGCUUUUCUCUUCCUGCAUAUUGUCAAGUUCUUAGCCUUAGUCCUUGAAGUCUCCCUCAUCAGUCUUGGCUUGCAGGAGGUUUGUCUGCUCUCUCAGAGCUCUUAUCUGCCUCACUGAAGCAGCAGGUUUUCACCCACCACUGCCACGUCUCCACUAAUCCUGAGAGCUGUGCUUCCACUUUGUAUUUCAGUGCAAAUGAGCUGGGCCAUAUUAGCAAAUACACCAAAUACACUCUUAAAAACAAAAGUUCCUACAUGGUUCUUUGCUCAGAUGCAUGGUUCUUGGAAAAAACAUAAAAUAAAAUGGAACCUGUAUUGAACUUCAAACCUCAAUUUCUUAAAGGUUCUAUGAACUUGCACAUCUAAUUUCCAAAAACAAUUCUUUAAAGAACCAAUUUUUAAGAAUAUAGUCUUCCAAAUGUUUCUGGAAAGGGUUGAAGGACAGAUGCCAUAAAAGAACCUCUUUUGGUUCCCUAGAGAACCUUUCAAUUAAUGGAACUUUGGAGAACCAAUUUUGUAAAUGAGGUGUGCAAGUUAUUAAAGAUCCUCCACAUAAUAUAAAGGCUUUUAGAAAGAAUCCUUAAAUUGGUAUAAAACCUUUACAUUAUUUAAGGGUCCUCUACAUCUAGGGAACCAAAAGCUGCAUAAUGAACUGUUAUGGAAAGAAAAGGAAUGGAGCAAAAAGGGUAGACCUAUAUGUGGUUUCCUACAGAACCAUGUUUGAAAAAAAUGUAUAAAUGCAAAGAACAUAACGUAAAGGUUUUGUACAAAUUAAAGGGUUCUACCUAGAACCCUUUCAUUUUGUGAAGGCUCUUUAAACUUAAACUUUAAACUUAAGCUCUUUAAAAAGAACUAAAAGGUUCUUAACACUCUUUUUCCAAAACUUGAUUUUGAAAUUGAAAUGGAUGGAUUGUCAGAAUCUGAGUUGGUGUAGCAGUUUUGCUCAGUCCCACACCAUUUUUCAUAGAGUUAGACUGAGUCGUGUUUCUAAAGGAAAUAUUAACGGUUGUUGAAAAUUUUUUCUGUGGGUUAAAAGUGCUCUGACAGACCAGACCAAUCUCUCUGACCUUUGUCCAGAGAUACAUGCUGCUGAUAUAUUCACAUGUAAUGAACAACAGAAGCAUUCAAACUUGAAUAUUUGUACUCGUGGUAGUGGUCCCAAGAACUUUGGUUCCAAGUAUUGACCUUAUUUCUUCACAUAUUUGUCUUGUAUAGGAUGAGCUGUGUCAUUCUGGAACCCUACUUUGCUCCUUUUCUUUAGCUUUUUUAUCUAAAACUGCCAAUUGCUCUUCCCUGCUUGGAUAUAUACAUACAAUAUGUUUUAGGAGUGAAAUUGAAAAUCCAGAAAUGCCUUUGGGUAUAGAAACUGUCUUCCAAGUCAGUGUAGCACCGAAGAGUGGCAAGGAAAUUUACAUUGUGAUUUCUUGGAGGAACAGAUAUUGUUUGAUUUUGUUUGUGCAAUGUACAGUGUGUGUGAGUGUAUAUGAGAGAGAGAGAGAGAGAGAGAGAGAGAGAGAGAUGAAAUGGGGAAGGAAGGUUUUUUUAUGUGAAUCUUUCUUACCAUUUCUAGUAGAAAUCCCAACCUCAGGCCUUGCGUAUUAUUCAUUAACAAAACCUUGCCAUAAGCCUGAUCUGUCAAUGCCACAAUAAACUAUGCCUUCUUUUUCCACAGGUUUGCUCUUCCAGUCAUUAAAAAUGAUUACCUCUCUAUUAUUCAAUCAUACCUUCCAUGUUAAAGAAAAGUAUGGGAUUUGGUAUGAUGAACAUCCGAAAGUGACUUUUGAGAUCACCACUCUCUGUGAACUGUCUGAGAUGUAUGAGCAUUGAAUCCAUUGUGUGUUGACUGAUCUCUAGCUAAGUGUUUUUUGCACACAAUAUUGAACAUAUAAAUGUAAAAUUUGUGUAUAAUUUGCUCAGACAUGUAAAUCUGUGUCUAUUUCGGUGACUUUAUAUUUAUUCAUGUAUGUUAUGCCUGGAAUUUCUCUUUAUUUGUUUCUUCAUUUUUUAAAAAUUACGAUCUAAGUUCUUGUGCCAAAAUGUAGGGUGACUUUUAUGGACUGAUGACAAUCACAACAUCAGUCUGUGGAGGAUGUGAAGAAGUGCCCUGAAGGAUAAAGUGUGACAAGUGCUGUCCCAUUAUCAGUGUCUUGCCCCUUACUCCCCUCCUGCCUGUCUGGGUCAUAUGACGUUAGUCCAGCUAACCCGACGCUGAUGUUGUACUGCGUUGCUGUAUCUUUAUACUUUACAUGCAGAUUUUUCCGCUAAACUGCUGAUAAAUGAUUCUCAUGAGAUGACGUUAUAUUUUCAUAUGUUGACAAUGUUUUUGUCUGAUCAUUACGAUUUUAUCAGUGACUCUUUUGAUAGAGGUGUAUAGAAGUAUUAGGUCACCGUCUCUUACGGAUGACUGGAAUAAUCGGAAUGCAUGUUGUACUUUAUUAUGUCGAACCCCAUUGCUACCAAAAACUGAGAUUUCAGUGUCCAUGCUGCACUGUAUAGUGUACAGGUGGAUGUAUCAGUCUUUUCUCAUGUUCUUGUGUUCAUUUUGUUCUCUACUCUUAAAAAUAAGGGUUCUGAAAUGGUUCUUGGCUUCUACAUUAUUUAAAAAUAUGUUCUUUAGGUACCAAGGGUACUAAAGUAAGUCAAGAGAGUGGAUUUAUAUAGAACCAUAAACAUUCAAAGAAUCAUUUGCAUACUUUGAGUUCUUUGCAUGGUGAAAUGGUUCUUAAGUUUGAUGGAAAAAGAUGGCGCUUCAUGGGUUCUUUAGUACAGAAAAUGGUUCUAUAUAGAACCAUGAACACUUAAAGAACCCUUUGCAUGAUUAAAGGGUUCUGUGCAUCAUAAAAGGGUCUUUUGGAUUGAUGGAAAA